CACAGGAUGGGGACGCGAAUGCGGCUGGACAGCGCCAUGUCCAAGUCCACGGUCGGAGGCGCGCAACAGCCUCUGCUUGCCAUCGACCCCUUCAACACGUUCAAGGUGGACGACCUCACCAACUACUCGAUGGACGACCAGCGCUGGACGCUACAGAGGAAGAAGAUCGGGCUGAAGAGGAGGACGAAGGGGACGCGGGCGAUGCGGGUCCGGGACAUCAGGACGAGGGACAUCAACCUGACUUUCGUAAGGUCACACUUCACGAGGAAAGAGUGCGUGAGAUACUGCCAUGAUCCUAGCCGAAAUGGUCGCAAAAUUUGCUUCUGCGGCCUGGCGGAAGUCGACCAUCUCUCCCGCGAGCGCCUCCUCAAGCCCGCCUCCGGAGCCAAUACGCAGAACGGCAGCCGCUUCGGGUCCUUCCAAGAGGAGGGAGAGGAGGUGGAGGAGGAGAUCAACAUGGGGGACAUGAACAGCAUGACCUCCUCGAUCAUGGGCAUUCUGGGCAUCAAAGGCGCGCCCUGGACUCAGCCUCCCUUGGCGCCCAUUGCAGCGCGAGGCUCAUUUGACUCGAAAAGCGUAGUUAGUGACGUGGAAGCCGGAACUGACCGUCGACUUCCCGAGAGCCUCGCCAACGCCGCUGGGAUCACGCCGAGGAUGCAGUCGCGUGUGUUCCCUAUAGAUCAAGGCCUCACUCCAACAGCCUUCCUCGAACCCAAGCUGCGAGUUCCUCCGGCGACCGCCAAGUGGGACUCGAGCACUCACCUCCAGGAGCUGCCGACCAAUGCCUAUGGGGCAAUCGAGUUCAUUAAUGAGACCGCCGGCUCAACCAAACCAGCCAAGUACAUCAGACUGUCAGACACCACGAGCAUCCAGACGGUGCUGACGCUGCUGACGGACUACUGGCGGAUGAUGGAGCCCCAACGCCCGCAGCUCGUCAUCUCGGUCACGGGCGGCGCCGACUUCCUGAGGCUGGACGGGCGGAGGAGGGAAAUCUUCUCCACGGGGCUGAUGAAGGCCGUCAAAUCCACUGGUGCCUGGAUCCUCACGGGCGGCUUGCAUUUGGGCGUGAGCAGGAUCGUGGGCGAGGCUGUCAACGAAAGCCAGUACAUUGUCAAGGUCAAGCGAAAGGAAUUAUUUUCGGAGACGCAAGAGUACCUAGUCAGAGGAAUCCGCUGUCUUGGGGUGCUUCCUUGGGGCUUCGUGAGGGACAGGCAUCUCCUCCUCAACUCCGAUCUGAAUGAAUUUGAGGAAGUGAGGUACAAAGUCCAGGAGCGGACGAGCCAAGACGAGCCCACUUCCCUGGACGGCGACCACACCCACUUCCUGAUGGUGGACGACGGGACCCGCGACCACUUCAACGGCACCGUCAAUUUCAGGACCCGCCUGGAGGAGGCCAUCCAGGCGGAGGAACCCACGGGCCUGGGCAUUCCCGUGGUCGUGGUGCUGCUCGAGGGAGGCCUCGGCGCCCUGGGCAAGUGUGCCAUGGCGCUGAAGAAGAACAUCCCCGUGGUGGUCGUGGGCGGCACGGGGCGGGCGGCCGACCUCCUCGCGUACGCCGUGUCCAUGACGGUUCGAACUGCGAGGUGGGUGGGCGGCGGGUCGGGGAAAGGAGGGGGUGAUGCUUCGUACAAUCACACAAAGAAGGCCAGACUAACGCAAGGCCGCUCCCUCAGUGGUCGGUACAUCCUGCGAAGGCAAUACGUCACGCAGCUGAUGACCAAGAUCCUCGCCGCCAUGACCGAACUCCAAGGCAAAACGGAGAAGCAGAGGAAAUGCGCGGACUACGUCUUGGAGUGCUGCGCGAGGGCCAACAUGAUCAUCACCUUCGACAUCGACUGCGGAGAGGGGCUCGACCACUGUAUCCUCUAUGCGUUACUAUCAGGAGGAGCUCAGUCCUCGCGCCUGGAGCAGCUGAGCCUCGCCCUCCUGUGGGACCGGCCGGACAUCGCCGAGAACCACAUCUUCCCGGCCGAGUCGAACUGGGCGUCGUGGGACCUGAAGGACCUCAUGACGACGGCGCUGCUGGAGGAGAAGGUGGAGUUCGUCAAGCUGUUCAUCAUGAACGGACUGGUCAUGAGGGACUACCUGAACGUGACGACGCUGCGGUACCUGUACAACGAGGCGGUCAGUCGUUUGUGCUCCGAGUCACGUGUUGUAAUGUCGCUUCUAGACUCUACUUGGCAAAAAUAUCAUUCAUGA
Penaeus vannamei (Pacific white shrimp) is the source of this 2199-nucleotide messenger RNA. Lineage: Eukaryota; Metazoa; Arthropoda; Malacostraca; Decapoda; Penaeidae. The record is from RefSeq and is a predicted model, not a curated record.